AAAAAGUACAGAUGGCGACUCCAAAUUUCCUUCGUCAUCUGCUUCCUGCCUAGGAACGUAUCCCGUCCACUUCCACCUCUCCCAACUCCAUUCCUUUACCCCUUCCGCAUGAGCAAGCGCAGCCUGCUUGAAGUAACCACCUCCGUCCCACCCCUCAAUGCUGUGCGCGCAUACCUAGAUCAUUCACCUUGACCCGGUUCCUCUCAUCGCAACCACCGCUCUGCAGGUGUUGUUGCAGCCCGCCCCACCAUGGCGCCGCCGCCACCGACGACUCUCGUCGACAACCCGCAGAUCAAGUCUGCUGAGUUGUUGACGCCGCGGCCGCUGUUCCUGCAUGCCUAUGUCUGGCCUUUUACCAUCGCCUGGCCCGUAUUCCUGGCCUUCUACCUGACUCCCGAGCUCUAUGAUCAGCACAUUGGUGGCCAAGAAUGGACCUUUGUCUGGAUGGGCACCAUCAUCACCUUCCAGAGUCUCUUCUGGUUGAGUACCCAUUGGAGCGUCAGCGCGAAGGCCAUAAUCACCGCGAGAAAGGCUUCGUCUCUUGAGGAGGCGCAACUGAUCAAGGUCAUUCCUGUCGCAAAUGCCGGCGUCGCCGACAUCAGCGACCUGAUCCGAGAGAAGAUUGAUGGCAAGAACACCCUGUCUUUCCUCUUCCAGAAACGCCGUUUCCUCUAUGACCCCGACAAGAAGACAUUCGCAACCUUGAGCUACGCUGUCGACGCAGAGCCAAAGCCUACGAUCGACACCUUUCAAAAGGCAAAGGGUUUUACGAAUGCUGCCGAGAUCAAGAAGCUGGAGCAGUACUACGGUACCAAUACCUUCGACAUCCCUGUCCCUACGUUCACCGAGCUCUUCAAGGAGCAUGCAGUCGCGCCGUUCUUCGUCUUCCAGGUGUUCUGCGUUGGUCUGUGGAUGCUGGAUGAUUAUUGGUACUACUCGCUCUUCACCCUGUUCAUGCUGGUUGUGUUUGAGAGUACCGUUGUCUGGCAGCGUCAGAGGACCUUGAACGAGUUCCGUGGCAUGAGCAUCAAACCGUAUGAUAUUUGGGUCUACCGACUGGGAAAGUGGACUGAGAUUCAGAGCGAUAAGCUACUCCCGGGGGACUUGGUGUCUGCUGGCCGAACCAAGGAAGACAGCGGCGUGGCCUGCGAUAUGCUACUCGUUGAAGGAACAGCUAUCGUCAACGAGGCUAUGCUGUCUGGAGAGAGCACACCGUUACUGAAGGAGUCGAUCCAGCUACGCCCGGCCGACGCGAGAUUGGAGCCCGAAGGUCUUGACAAGAACGCCUUCCUAUGGGGAGGCACCAAAGUCCUCCAGAUCACCCACGGCAAUCCCGAUGACCCGAAGCCUCCCGUUGCGUCCGGCGUGCCUCCUCCCCCAGACAAGGGUGCCAUGGCCAUUGUUAUCAAGACCGGAUUCGAAACGUCGCAGGGUAGCUUGGUCCGCACCAUGAUCUAUUCCACAGAGCGUGUAUCUGCCAACAACGUCGAGGCUCUACUCUUCAUCCUGUUCCUGCUUAUUUUCGCCAUCGCCGCAUCUUGGUACGUGUGGACUGAGGGUGUUCAGAAAGACCGUAAGCGAUCCAAGCUUCUGCUCGACUGCGUUCUCAUCAUCACGAGUGUGGUCCCUCCCGAGUUGCCUAUGGAGCUUAGUCUGGCUGUCAACACGAGUCUGGCGGCUCUUGCCAAGUACGCCAUAUUCUGCACGGAGCCUUUCCGCAUUCCCUUCGCUGGUCGCAUCGAUGUGGCCUGUUUCGACAAGACGGGGACCCUGACCGGAGAGGAUCUUGUCGUCGAGGGUAUCGCUGGACUUGGCCUGGGUGCGUCUGGCACCGACACACCAAAGGAGUCCGAUGGCGCACAUAGCAACAUGACGCCUGUGAAGGAUUCUGGUUUGGCUUCCACACUCGUGCUCGCGACCGCUCAUGCACUGGUCAAGCUGGAUGAGGGCGAAAUAGUCGGCGACCCAAUGGAGAAGGCAACCUUGUCAGCUCUCGGCUGGACUCUUGGCAAGAACGACACGUUGACGCACAAACCUGCGACUGCUGCUGCUGGAGGUACUGUUGGGACUGUUCAGAUCAAGCGCCGCUUCCAAUUCUCGUCUGCUCUCAAGCGUCAGAGUUCAGUUGCUACGGUCGCAGGAAAGGAUCCCAAGACCGGUGCGCAGAUGCGAGGCACAUUUGUCGGGGUCAAAGGCGCGCCAGAAACAAUCAUGAAAAUGCUCCUAUCCGUUCCCGCCGAUUACGAGGAAACGUUCAAAUACUUCACUCGCAGGGGAUCCCGCGUGUUGGCCCUGGCUUAUAAGCAAUUAUCGACGGACGACGAACUCGGCGCCAAGAAGAUCAACGAGUUGAAGCGUGAGAACGUGGAGGCUGGGCUGACUUUCGCCGGUUUCUUGGUACUGCACACACCGUUGAAGGACGAUGCCAAGCAGGCUGUCCAGAUGCUUAACGAGAGCAGUCACAGGGUCGUCAUGAUCACUGGUGACAACCCUCUUACGGCUGCCCACGUGGCUCGUGAGGUUGAGAUUGUUGAUCGUGAUGUGCUUAUCCUUGACGCGCCCGAGCAGAAUGAGAAUGGAGACAAGCUUGUAUGGCACAGCGUCGAUGGCCGCAUCAAUAUCCAGGUGGACGCGUCGAAGCCCAUUGACUCGGAAAUCCUAAACAAGUAUGACCUUUGUGUUACUGGCUACGCUCUCGCCAAGUUCAAGGAUCAGGUCGGCUGGCAUCAAAUUCUGCGUUAUACCUGGGUAUAUGCCCGAGUUUCCCCCAAGCAAAAGGAGGAACUGCUCUUGGGAUACAAGGACAUGGGAUAUUUCACGCUGAUGGCAGGCGACGGAACCAACGACGUCGGUGCACUGAAGCAAGCUCACAUUGGAAUUGCGCUCUUGAACGGAACCCAAGAAGACCUCACCCGUAUCGCCGAACACAGUCGCAACACCAAGAUGAAGGAGAUGUACCAAAAGCAGAUUGAUCUGAUGAAGCGCUUCAACCAGCCUGCGCCUCCAGUGCCUCCACUGAUCGCACACCUGUACCCUCCUGGGCCGUCUAAUCCCCAUUACCAAAAGGCCAUCGAGCGCGAAGCACAAAAGAAGAAUGUUUCUCCAGCUGAGUACGCCCGUUCUCAGGGGCAUCAGCAGCCCAUCGAGACAGUCACGUCCCCGGGUGCUCAACAGCUGAUCGACUCUGACCCCCGUGCGGCCAGACAAGCACAAGCAGCCAAGAAGGCAGCUAGCUUCGCCGAGCAGAUCCAGCAAAGCAUGAUGGACAACGAUCUGGACGACGGUGAACCUCCAGCCCUCAAGCUUGGAGAUGCCUCCGUCGCUGCGCCAUUCACCUCCAAGUUGCGGAAUGUCAUUGCCAUACCGAACAUUAUCCGCCAGGGCCGAUGCACACUCGUCGCCACUAUUCAGAUGUACAAGAUCCUUGCUCUCAACUGUCUCAUCAGUGCUUACAGCUUGAGUGUUCUGUACUUGGAGGGCAUCAAGUUCGGUGAUGGCCAGUACACCAUCAGCGGCAUGCUCAUGAGCGUCUGCUUCUUGUCCAUCUCACGGGCCAAAUCUGUGGAGGGGCUCUCCAAGGAGCGCCCGCAGCCCAACAUCUUCAACUUUUACAUCAUCGGCUCUAUCCUCGGCCAGUUUGCUGUGCACAUUGUGACUUUGAUUUAUAUCGCCAGGUUCUGUGACAAGCUCGAGCCCCGUGACGAAAUUGUCGAUCUCGAGGCGGAGUUCACUCCCUCGCUCCUCAACAGUGCGGUGUACCUCCUGCAGCUCAUCCAGCAAAUCAGCACCUUCGCCGUCAACUACCAAGGUCGGCCAUUCCGUGAGGCCCUGUCCGAGAACAAGGGCAUGUUCUACGGCAUCGUGGGCGUGACGGCCAUUGCCUUCUCUUGCUCGACCGAGUUCAUUCCGGAGCUCAAUGAGCAAAUGAAGCUUGUGCCGUUCUCGGACGAGUUCAAGUACACCAUGACUGCGGUCAUGAUCGUCGACUACGCAGCAUGCUGGAUCAUUGAAGUUGCCCUGAAGAAGCUCUUCUCGGACUACAGGCCGCGUGACAUCGCGCUUCGGAGACCAGACCAGCUGGAGCGGGAGCGGGUGCGCCAGGAAGAGGCGCUGAAGCGCAAGGAGGCCGAGGAGGAGAGGAAGAGGCUUGAGAAGGUGGCUGAGUUUGAGCGCAAAGUUGAGGCCCAGAGGCAGAGGCUGGAGGCUUGGAGAGACGGCCGUCAGCAGGGCUAGGUAAACCUGUCGACUGCCGUGCCAGAAGGUACGAAGUCAGGAAAGUAAUAUAGACUGGGUGGGGUUCGAUUAGAAUCACACAAGAUCUGAUAGACUACGCAUGGUGCAAACGCUUGUACCCACCAACAAAUCUGUUUCGCUCCA
Molecule: messenger RNA, 4377 nt
Organism: Diaporthe batatas
Lineage: Eukaryota; Fungi; Ascomycota; Sordariomycetes; Diaporthales; Diaporthaceae
Product: ion-transporting P-type ATPase SPF1
Exons: 3
Coding region: 250-4233 (1327 amino acids)
Biological process (GO): intracellular calcium ion homeostasis
Cellular component (GO): endoplasmic reticulum membrane
Molecular function (GO): ATP hydrolysis activity; P-type ion transporter activity; ATP binding
Source: RefSeq, a predicted model, not a curated record